Molecule: messenger RNA, 1671 nt
Organism: Tilletiaria anomala UBC 951
Lineage: Eukaryota; Fungi; Basidiomycota; Exobasidiomycetes; Georgefischeriales; Tilletiariaceae
Product: pyruvate dehydrogenase
Exons: 3
Coding region: 1-1500 (499 amino acids)
Biological process (GO): pyruvate decarboxylation to acetyl-CoA
Cellular component (GO): pyruvate dehydrogenase complex
Molecular function (GO): dihydrolipoyllysine-residue acetyltransferase activity
Source: RefSeq, a predicted model, not a curated record
AUGGCGUCGCGGCGCUGUGCCGCUGCAUCAUCGUUGCCGGCUGCAGCAGCGGCAGCGUCGUCGUCGUCCGCGCUUGCAGUUGGCCGCAGCAGCACGUCUGCAUUCGUGAGGGCAAGUUCGCUGCACACUUCGCGGGUGGCGUACGAGCUGCAGAAGUUCGCCAUGCCCGCCAUGUCGCCCACGAUGACCGAAGGAGGCAUUGCCGUGUGGAAGAAGCAGCCUGGCGACAAGUUCUCUGCCGGUGAUGUCCUCCUCGAAAUUGAGACGGACAAAGCGACGAUGGAUGUAGAGGCCCAGGAGGACGGUGUUCUGGCAAAAAUUAUUGUCGGGGACGGAUCCAAGAACGUCAAAGUGAAUUCUAUCAUUGCCAUUACGGCUGAGGAAGGUGAUGAUCUCUCGGGGGCGGAUGCCCUCGCAGCAGAGGCGGAAACGGAAGCACCCGCUGCUUCGGCAUCCGAUGAGCCCGCGCCAGCUAAGGAGGGGUCAAGCAGCCCGGCACCCGAGGCAUCCAAGCUUGCGGCAUCGACCCCUGCUCCAUCCAGCGACAAGCCCACAGACCGGAUCUUCGCAUCGCCUCUGGCGCGAAAGAUUGCACAGGAGAAGGGUGUGCCGCUGGCACAAGUUAAGGGAACAGGCCCGAACGGCCGCAUCACAAAGUCGGACGUAGAGAAUUUCAAGCCCGCUGCCUCCUCCUUUGCAACGUCGCCAUCUGCAGUUGCGCCGGCCCCAGGAAAGGUAGCGACCCCUCCACCUGCGUCUGGGUCAGUGACAGCAGACUACACGGACAUUCCAGUCUCGUCGAUGCGACGCGUCAUCGCGCAGAGGCUGACCGAGAGCAAGCAGGGCCUGCCGCACUACUAUGUCUCGAUCGACAUCGAGAUGGACCGCGUGCUGCAGCUGCGUGAGGUGUUCAACCAGGCUGCCAUCGAGAAGGCCGGGUCGGCGAAUGCGGACAAGGCCAAGAAGGCGAAGCUGAGCGUCGGAGACUUUAUCACCAAGGCUGCGGCUGUCGCGCUGCGCGAGGUGCCGGACGUGAAUGCUGCGUGGUAUGGCGAGGUUAUCCGGCAGCAUCACAAGCAGGACAUCUCAAUUGCCGUCGCCACGCCCACGGGCCUGAUCACGCCGAUCAUCAAGGAUGUCGGCGGCAAGGGCCUGACGAGCAUCUCGGCGCUGACCAAGGAGCUGGCGAGCAAGGCGCGCGAGGGCAAGCUCAAGCCAGAUGAGUACCAGGGCGGGACAUUCACCAUCUCCAACAUGGGCAUGUUCGGCAUCACGCACUUUACCGCAAUCAUCAACCCGCCGCAGUCGGCCAUCCUCGCCAUCGGCGGGACCGAGCCGAGGAUCGUGCCGGACGAGGGGAGUGAGCAGGGAUGGCGCAAGGCUCAGAUCAUGCAGGCUACCAUUAGUGCGGACCACCGCACCGUCGAUGGCGCGACGGCUGCCAAGUGGAUGAAGGCAUUCAAGGACGCGCUUGAGAACCCGCUGAGUUUCAUGCUUUGAAGCUAGCGAGAGACUCGCUCGCUACAUGCUCGCAUGCACUGCCUCGCGGUCUCUUUUGCACACCCCAAAAGCCCAACCGAGAAGCGACAUUCCUCACAUCUGAUUCGCACAUUAUCCCCCCGCACACGUCAUCUUGUACUUAGCCCACCCUCCGCAAUGAUUUUCCCCGCC